UGUUUAUUUGCACUUCAAUAAGUCCUUCAUCUGUAAAAAUGUAUUCAUUUACUUUGAAUAAAAUGAGGUGUCUUCUUCUUUGUGUUGGCAUUUUUGCGGCAGUUGCUUUAACGUGCGGCAAAGUGAAGUUCCAUCCUCUAUCAGAUGAAUUCAUAAAUGCCAUUAACAACAAAAAUACAACCUGGAAAGCUAAAAGAAACUUUGACGUAAAUACCCCUAUAUCGUCCCUCAGGAAACUGGUCGGUGUUCUCCCUAAGAAAGAAAAUGCUGACAAACUACCACUAAAAAUCCACCUAAAAGACGACGUAGAAAUACCAGAAACAUUUGAUGCUAGAGAACAGUGGCCAGAUUGUGCCGACAUAAUCGGAACAAUUAGAGAUCAAGCUGCUUGUGGUUCUUGUUGGGCUUUUGGGGCCGUCGAAGCUAUGAGUGACAGAAUCUGCAUUCACUCCAACGGAAAAGUUAAAGUACUUAUCUCAGCUGAAGACUUGAUGGACUGUUGUACAGAGUGUGGAGGUUGUAAUGGGGGUUGGCCAGAUGAUGCAUGGUCGUACUGGGGAAAAACAGGAAUUGUUACCGGAGGAUUGUAUGGUACCGAAGACGGUUGUAAAGCAUAUUCUAUUGCUCCCUGCGAACAUCACAUGGAGGGUGAACUUCCUGAAUGUGGCCCCUAUCAGAAAACUCCUGAAUGCAAAACCGUCUGCGACAAAGGAGUAGAUAUAGUUUACGAUGAAGAUUUAACAACUGGAAGUGGAUAUACAAUAACCUAUAAUGACGUAGAACAAAUUCAAACUGAAAUUCUGACCAAUGGACCUGUUGAAGGAGUGUACAACGUUUAUGAAGACUUUUUCAGCUACAGUUCUGGUGUUUAUCAACACGUAGAAGGCGAUUUUGUGGGUGGACAUGCUAUCAAAAUUAUAGGCUGGGGUGUAGAAGAUGGUACCGAUUACUGGUUGAUUGUGAACUCCUGGAACGCAGAAUGGGGAGAUCACGGUUAUUUCAAAAUAAAACGUGGUACAAGUGAAUGUGGAAUUGAGGCUAAUGUUGUAGCCGGAUUACCAAAUUUGUAAGAUAAUCACGGUACUGAUUACAUUAAUAAAGUAUUUCUAAAAGGAAAA
Messenger RNA from Zophobas morio, 1118 nucleotides. Its product is annotated as cathepsin B-like. The record is from RefSeq and is a predicted model, not a curated record. Gene Ontology annotation, cellular component: lysosome. Gene Ontology annotation, molecular function: cysteine-type endopeptidase activity. Bases 39 to 1070 code for a protein of 343 amino acids. NCBI's taxonomy places the organism in Eukaryota, Metazoa, Arthropoda, Insecta, Coleoptera, Tenebrionidae. The transcript has 4 exons. Gene Ontology annotation, biological process: regulation of catalytic activity.